Molecule: messenger RNA, 1671 nt
Organism: Telopea speciosissima
Lineage: Eukaryota; Viridiplantae; Streptophyta; Magnoliopsida; Proteales; Proteaceae
Product: 2-methylpropanoate--CoA ligase CCL4-like
Exons: 2
Coding region: 24-1670 (548 amino acids)
Source: RefSeq, a predicted model, not a curated record
AAAGAAAAAGAGAGAGGGAAGCCAUGGAUACCCUGAAGCCAAACAGUGCUAAUUCUUCUCCACUUACUCCAAUAGGUUUCCUUGAACGAGCUGCUAUUGUCUAUGGAAAUUACACUUCCAUCAUCUACAACAACACCACCUACACAUGGUCGGAAACAUACCGCCGCUGCCGGCAACUCGCCUCCGCCCUCGUCUCCCUCGGCAUCGAAAGAAAGCAAGUCGUCACCGUAUUUGCCCCAAAUAUCCCAGCCCUUUAUGAGCUCCAUUUUGCUGUCCCCAUGAGCGGCGCCACCCUCAACACCAUCAACACUCGCCUUGACGCCCACACCAUCUCCGUUCUACUCCGUCACAGUGAGUCAAAGCUUCUCUUCGUUGACUAUCCCUCUCGCAACCUUAUCUUAGAAGCCAUCUCUUUAUUCCCAUCAGACACUUCACCUCCUUCACUCUAUUUCAUCACCGACGAUGAUGUGGAAUCUUCGCUCAUCAGUGAUCCUGACCGUACAUAUGAAGGCCUUAUUGCGAAAGGUGAUCCGGCAUUCAAGUGGAUUAGACCGGAGAGUGAGUGGGACCCUAUGGUUCUCAAUUAUACCUCAGGUACCACUUCUUCUCCAAAGGGAGUUGUUCACUGCCAUCGUGGGCUGUUCAUCAUGGCCCUUGAUACUCUGAUCGAUUGGUCAGUACCGAAACAACCCGUAUUCUUGUGGGUCCUACCUAUGUUCCAUGGCAACGGCUGGAGUUUCACUUGGGCAAUGGCUGCCGUUGGUGCAAUAAACAUCUGUCUCCGUAAAUUCGAUGGAGCAACGAUCUACGAUGCAAUACGUCGCUACCAGGUGACCCACAUGUGCUGUGCACCUAUCGUGCUCAACAUGCUAUCAAGUGUACAACAGAGUGGACCGUUGCCGAACCGGGUCCAGAUCAUGACCGGUGGGUCACCCCCACCGGCGGCAAUUCUGUCGAGGAUGGAAGCUCUAGGAUUCGUCCUGAGUCAUGGGUUCGGGAUGACGGAAACAGCCGGAUCCAUAAUCACGUGUGCAUGGAAACCCGAAUGGGAUCGGUUACCAUUGACAGACCGGGCAAGGUUGAAGGCAAGACAAGGGGUGAGGACCGCCGCCACGGCAGCAAUAGAUGUAGUGGAUACCAAGUCAGGGGCGAGUGUGAAGUGGGACGGUUCUUCACUCGGUGAAAUCGUUCUGCGGGGUGGGAGUAUUACAUUGGGUUAUUUGAAAAACCCGGGUGCAACAACCGAGUCCAUGAAAGCGGGUUGGUUCCAUACGGGUGACAUGGGUGUAAUAUACCCAGAUGGGUAUAUACAGAUCAAGGACAGAUUGAAGGAUGUGAUUAUAAGUGGUGGGGAGAAUGUGAGCAGUGUUGAGGUUGAGUCAGUGUUGUACUCUAACCCGGCGGUUCAUGAAGCGGCUGUGGUGGCUCGACCGGACGAGUUUUGGGGUGAGACCCCUUGUGCUUUCGUGACCUUGAAGACAUCAGAGUCUAAGAAACCAUCAGAGAAGGAGAUUAUAGAGUUCUGUAGAGCUAAGUUGCCCCACUACAUGGUCCCUAAGACAGUAAUCUUCAUUGAUGAGCUACCAAAGACAUCGACAGGGAAAAUUCAGAAGUUUAUGCUUAGAGAUAUGGCCAAGAGUUUGGGUCCUCUUCAGAAGAGUAGGAUGUAAG